Messenger RNA from Penicillium verrucosum, 354 nucleotides. RefSeq lists its product as uncharacterized. Bases 1 to 354 code for a protein of 117 amino acids. NCBI's taxonomy places the organism in Eukaryota, Fungi, Ascomycota, Eurotiomycetes, Eurotiales, Aspergillaceae. The record is from RefSeq and is a predicted model, not a curated record. The transcript is spliced from 3 exons.
AUGUACUAUAUCCUCUACCUGACCAGCCUCUGCCGCCGUCGCAAUUGGCCCGAACCAAUCUACAACGCAUACAUAAGCAACCGCGGAUACACCUGCACGGUUCGUGUCAACAACCGCGAGUACCGAGCAGACAGUAUCUGCAGCAACGAGACGCUGGCCCGCGAGAGUGCCGCCAUGCGUGCAUACCUGAUCUGCCGCAACUUUUCUGUCAACGACGGUAUGUACCCUGCGGGACAUGAGCACGGCGGCGCUGUGCAGGGUAUGCGUGUUGCUAUUGGUGCGGGACGGAAGAAUGCUCGUGAGGAUGAUGUGCUCUCUUUGGGCUCGGCGAAGGGAAAAGUCGUGGAAUUGUGA